Linum tenue is the source of this 3953-nucleotide messenger RNA. NCBI's taxonomy places the organism in Eukaryota, Viridiplantae, Streptophyta, Magnoliopsida, Malpighiales, Linaceae. The record is from the annotation of a GenBank genome assembly.
CAGUAAUCGAGUUCGCCCUUCUCUUCUCCUCUACCCGCAGCCCGCAGAGACCCCAAAACCCAGUUAUUGAAGCGACAUGCAGUUCUUCGCCUUCCUCCCAAACCCAGCUUGUUGGUCGAACUCGUUCUCAUCAAUCUCCAGCAGCCACAUUCCUCGUGAAUCUUUUGUUCCCAUCAAUCGCCAGAGCCCGACUUCGCUGCAACUUCUCCUCAAUGCCGUCCCAACUUCCCUCCUUAAUCCAAAACCCUGAUCAGUGUUUUGUUUCUCCCAGUCUGCCGCCAACAAAUCCUUCGUCGCCGCUCGACCCGUCCGCCGCCAAUGAUUCCUUUCUCCGCCGCUGAAUCCGUCUCUGCCAAAGAAUCCUGCUCCGGCAUCUUAGCUCUGAACCCUUUGGGCUCUUACGUCCAUGUUCACCUGGUUUAUCAUGAAUUGCAUGCCAAGCUCAUCACCACCACCUCCAUUUCCUCCUCUGCUCUCUUCAACUCCCUCCUGUGCUGCUACUCCGAUUGUGGCAGAAUCGACCGGACCCUUCUCUUGUUCUCUUCGAAUUCCGGUAGUGCGUCAAGGAAUGUGGUCUCCUGGACUUCAGUUAUCGCUCAGCUUUCUCGUUUGAAGAAGCCCUUGAUGACGUUGGAAGUCUUUAGUGAGAUGAGGAGGAAUGGCAUUUGGCCGAAUGAGUACACGGUCUCGGCUGUGCUGCCAGCUUGUGCAGAAAGCAAGGUUGUCCGACAUGGUGAGCAGGUGCAUUGCUUGGUUUGGAAAUGUGGGUUCGGGUCGGAUUUGUUUGUUGGAAGCGGGUUGGUUGAUGUGUAUGCCAAGUGUGGGGAGAUGGGUUCCGCGAACAAGGUGUUCGACGAAAUGUCGCACAAAAACCUGGUUACCUGGAAUUCGAUGAUUGUUGGUUGUUUGAGGAAUAAAAGGUUCGAUUUUUGUAUUGUGUUGUUUAAGGAAGUCAUGAGGGAUGAGUCUAUGAGUCCUGAUCAAGUGACUGUUUCGAGCGUGUUGAGUGCUUGUGCUCAUGUAGGGUCUGCAGAAUUUGGAAGGUUAGUCCAUGGAAUUAUUAUCAAGUUUGGUCUCAUAAGUUUGGAUUAUGUGAGAAACUCGCUUAUGGAUAUGUACUGCAAGUGUGGUUUGCUUGAUUAUGCUGCUAGUACAUUUGAAAUUUCCUCAGACAAAGAUGUUGUUGGCUGGAAUGUAAUGAUAAGAGGGUGCUCAUUCAGCUAUCACUUUGAAGAAGCUUACAGCUAUUUUAAUGCUAUGAAGAGGGAAGGAGCAUCUCCUGAUGAGUCAUCGUACUCUUCUGUCCUCUACGCAUGUGCUAGUUUGGCAACACUUAAUCCAGGACUUCUUAUCCAUGGUCAUAUCAUAAAAUCUGGGUUUUCAAAAUACCCUUUUGUAGCUAGUUCAUUGAUCACAAUGCACUCAAAAUGUGGAAGCUUUAUCAAUGCAUCACGCACAUUCAGGGAGAUUGAGACUCAAAAUGUUGUUUGUUGGACUGCCAUGAUCGCUGCUUGCCAGCAACAUGGUCACGCAGAAAAAGUCAUCGAACUAUUUGAUGAAAUGGUGGGUGAUGGGAUUAAGCCAGAUGACAUUACUUUCAUUUGUGUUAUAUCAGCUUGUAGCCAUACUGGUCGAGUGGAAGAAGGAUACAAAUACUACAACUCAAUGAUACAUGAGCAUGGUUUGAGCCCUAGGCUUGAACACUAUGCUUCCAUGGUGGACUUGCUUGGGCGAGCAGGCCGACUCAAGGAAGCUCGAAAGUUCAUAUUGGAAAUGCCAAUCGAACCAGAUUCAGCAGUCUGGGGAGCAUUGCUAGGAGCGUGCUCGAAUCAUGGAAAUAUCGAAAUGGGUAAAGAAGCAGCAGCCAGGCUUUCGGAUAUGGAACCAAAUGACCCAGGAAACUAUGUCCUGCUUUCUAACAUGUAUGCUAGGAAUGGUAAGUUAAAGGAGGCAGAUCAAGUUAGAAGAUUGAUGGGUACCAAAGGGGUCAAAAAGGAUCCUGGGUGUAGUUGGGUCGAUGUUAGAAACUCAACCUACGUGUUUACAGCUCAUGAUAGGUCACAUCCUCGGACCGACGAAAUCUACGAGAUGUUGCAGAAAAUUGAGGAGUUGGUGAAGAAGAAAGGGUAUGUAGCUGAAACUCGACAUGCAAUGAAUGAUUCAGAUGCUUAUAAGGAGCAGAGCUUGUGGGUUCAUAGUGAGAGAUUAGCCCUUGCAUUCUCUCUUCUUGUUCUUCCUUGUGGUGCUCCGAUUCAGAUAAAGAAGAACCUGAGAACUUGUGGGGAUUGUCAUACGGUUAUGAAGCUCGCUUCCGAGAUAUUUGAUAGAGAGAUCAUUGUUAGGGAUGUGAACCGGUUUCACAAGUUUGCUAAUGAUAAGAUCAUGAAGGAGAGGAAUUCUGUGCACAUUCCAGUCUCUCUUGCAGUUACUAUGGGGAGCUCUAUUGGCAAUCUGAGAAGCUGAAAAUCUAUAUUACUGGAGCUGGUGGUUUCAUUGCCUCUCACAUAGCGAGGAGUUUCAAGAGUGAAGGACUACAUUAUUGCCACCGACUGGAAGAAGAAUGAGCACAUGACAGAAGGCGUGUUCUGUCAUGAAUUCCAUCUUGUGGAUCUUAGGGUUAUGAAUAAUUGCUUGAAGAUUACCAGAGGUGUUGACCAUGUCUUCAACUUGGGUGCUGAUAUGGCGGGAUGGGAUUCAUUCAGUCCAACCAUUCUGUUAUCGUGUACAACAAUACCAUGAUCAGCUUCAACAUGCUUGAAGCCUCUAGGAUCAAUUGGUAUCAAAAGUUUGGUUACUUGUUCCCUUAGUUUCGUUUGUUCCCUUAUAAUAGGUUGGAAUUCCUUAGGUGGGGUUUUGAAUUCAUAAUUGAUUUUGGAUGAUGAUUUAGGUUUGUAUAGAAUCUUUUAUGCCUCUAGUGCAUUUAUUUAUCCCGAGUUUAAACAUCUGGAGGCAAAUGUGAGCUUGAAGGAAUCUGAUGCCUGGCCUGCAGAGGUUGGUUUACUUUUACACCAAGGACUUUGGCAUUGAAUGCUGUGUUGGAAGGUUUCACAAUAUUCAUGGUCCUUUUGCAACAGUGAAGGGAAAACGCACCAGCUGCCUGCUGCCGAAGGGCGCUUACGCUAGUGAUAAGUUCAAGAUGUGGGGAGAUGCACUCCAAACUCGAUCCUCACCUUCAUUGAUGAAUGUGUGGAAGGUGUGCUCAGGAAAUUAGAUUGAAAGACCUUACCACACUCAAUGCAAGAAAAUAGGGCUAACACACCUAUGCUUCGCGGAUGAUUUGAUGAUAUUCACCGAGGGUCUGCUCAUGCUUUGAGUUGUGUGAAGCAAAUACUACAUCAGUUCUCUGUCUUAUCUGGCUUGCAUUGUAAUCCAAACAAAUGUGAAGUAUUCUUUGGAGGUUCGUCAAUUGAUUUUAAGGAUAAUGUUGUCAGGGUAACUAGUUUCAAGGAGGGAAAACUCCCUGUUCAAUACUUGGGGCUUCCUUUGAUUUCAGGUAGAUUGUCAAGUAGGGAAUGUGACUGGUGGACAAAAUUACAGGUAAAAUUGAACGGCAAGCUAACAAACUAUCCUACGUUGGAAAACUGCAGCUUAUCUCAUCAGUGUUGCUGUCAGUGGUACAAUAUUGGAUGUCUAUCUUUGUAUUACCAAAAGAAGUUAUCACAAGAAUUGAGAAAGUGUGCUCGGAUUUCCUUGAUUUGGUGAUGGUUCUUGUAAGGCCAAAGUAGCAUGGGAGAUUGUGGCUACCCAAUAAAUUAGGGUGGUCUAAAUAUAAAAGACUAUACUUGGAACAUAGGUUUUGUAUCUAGACCUAUUUGGCUACUACUGAUAAGAAGUAAUAGUUUUUGGGUGGCCUGGAUCUAUCAAUAUAGGCUGAAGGGGAAGUCUAUUUGGCUGAUUAAGGAGACUGCAGCAGGAUCUUGGUUGUGGAUAAGAGUACUGAAAUUGAAAGUUGG